UUCACUCGGACGGGACCGGAGUCUCUUCCCUGUCAAAGCAAAACAGCAACCUCGUCACUGAUCAGAGAGAGAGAGAGAGAGACGGGCACGCCAUGAACGACCUGAGCGAAGAUGACAUGGCACUCAUCUCUCAGCUCUACCCUGGAGUGUACACGCGAUUAUCUCCUCCACAAGAGGCGAAGCCGCGGAGGAGGCGGAAGAAGAGCAGCAGAGGACCCGAGGGCGAGGGCGAGGGCGAGGGCGGGGGAGGAGGGGAAGGGGGACGGGGGAAGCGGAAGCUGAGCGCGGAGCAGGUGGAGCGCCUCGAGCGGAACUUCGGGGACGAGCACAAGCUCGAGUCGGAGCGGAAGGACAGGCUGGCGGCGGAGCUCGGGCUCGACCCGCGGCAGGUGGCGGUGUGGUUCCAGAACAGGAGGGCGCGGUGGAAGAGCAAGAAGCUGGAGGAGGAGUACGCCAAGCUGAAGUCCGUCCACGAGACCGCCGUGGUUGAGAAAUGCCGUCUCGAGUCUGAGGUUCUGAAGCUUAAGGAGCAACUUUCAGAGGCGGAGAUGGAGAUAAAGAGGCUCUCCAGCAGCAACAGCCCCUGCUCCUCGGCCACCAUUGAUGCUGCGGACAAUCCCUUUCGGGGAGAUUAUGGAGUUGCUGAGGAAUGCGAUGACCACCAAGAUGUGUUGUAUUACGCGCCACAGAAUGCUUACCUUCAAGGCAUGGAGUGGUUUAAUCUUUAUGUGUAGCGUGGUAUAGUGGUUAAUUAGUGGCAAAAUUAUUGCUCUAUAGGAUAUGUGUGGAUACUGACCGUCCACUGUAAAGUUUGUCUUCUAAUAAUUGACUUUUAGCUGUUGCAUUAAAAUA
Molecule: messenger RNA, 852 nt
Organism: Syzygium oleosum
Lineage: Eukaryota; Viridiplantae; Streptophyta; Magnoliopsida; Myrtales; Myrtaceae
Product: homeobox-leucine zipper protein ATHB-40
Exons: 4
Coding region: 93-734 (213 amino acids)
Biological process (GO): positive regulation of DNA-templated transcription
Cellular component (GO): nucleus
Molecular function (GO): sequence-specific DNA binding; DNA-binding transcription factor activity, RNA polymerase II-specific
Source: RefSeq, a predicted model, not a curated record